GCCUUGGUAUUCUUCAUAGUGAAAGGUCGCCAAAGGUUCGCGUGUAUGUAUGUACCAGAAAAAUACAUAGUCGGUGAUUUAUUCGAUUUAAUAAAUCAGUAAAAUAAAAAAUAUUACAAUUUUUUAUUAAUUAAUUACGCAUCUAAAAAAUCUGCCUCAACGUUUUAAGAGAAACAAACGUGAAUUUCAUAAAUUAUUCAUGUUCACGGCAUUAUUGAGACAUGUUAGAUUGUUUGCUAUUCUACAUGUACUAAAUUUAAUGAUUUUCUUACAAACUGAUUAAUAUAAAGUACUUAAGAUAAUUAUCACAAAUAAUCCAGAGUUAUGAGUUUGUACAUAAAUACGAGAAGAAUUAACUGUGAAACAUUGAUUAGGAUGUCGUGAAAUUUAUCUUUUUCUACUUGGAAGGAGUGAAUAUUGUUCUCUCUCUCUCUAUCUAUCUAUCUCUCUGUCUGUCUCUUAUGCAGACAGAAUUUCUAUCUGAAGAAUCAUUCACUUCACUCGAUUAAACUGUCAGAAGUUUGACAACUAUUAAAUAUUUUUAAUAAUUUAACUGAUGUAAUGAUUGCAUUAAAAUCCAGUUUAUUUUCAUAAGGAAUUUUGGUGGAGAAACUAUACACUCGAAUAAUGGCACGUCGUAGAAAAAACGAAGCAAAACCAAAUGUAAAAUCACCGCAAAAAUGUGUGGCGGUUCGAAAAUCAAGUCGACAAAUAGCAAAAAAACAACAGCAAGAGCAGAAGAUUAAUGGUGAUGUAGUACAAUCUAGCUCAAAUAAUUCAGAUGAUUCGAAAGAUAGUCACGAUGAAAUAGAAGAGAAAUUAUCAAAUUCAAAAUUAAUUUCUGAUGUUCAGAAAAAAUUGCAAAAAUGUCGACGAUCUAUAAAUUGCGAAGAGACUGUCAUCAGUAGUGAAUCAUUUAAAGAAGAAGAUAGACAGAAUGAAAUAGAAAUUCAUUCAACGCAAUCAAAAGAAGAAAAAUAUUCAAAAAAUGUACUUCUGUGUCUUUCAAAUUCAAAUGAUGAAUCUCGUAAUAAUAAUACAUCCCAGGAAAUAUGGUCCGAAGACGUUAUCGAGGAAACUAUUAUUUGUGAGGAAAUGGAAGUUGAAGAAAUUGUUGAUGACAUAAAUUCACAAGAUAAUAGUGUUGUCGUUGAGCAAGUUUUAGUUGUUAAUGAACCAGAGUUCGAUAAUAAAAAUGUUGUCGAGUUUACUGUGAUACAAAAUGAAGAUGGAACUGAAUCAAUGCUAAUGACAUCUGAAAUUGAAAAUCUCACUCAGCAGGAAUGUAAACACGAAAAUGUUUCUCAAAAUAUCGAACAAGGUGUACAAGAUUUACGAAUGGAUGAUCUUGAUAUUUCUGCAAAAAAUAAUUUGAAAAAUAAUCAAACUAAAUCAACUGAGUUUGAAAAUAAUGCAAUAGAGGAAAAAGAGAAAGAAAUAAGAAAUUUCAGCUCCAAUAAUUGUAAUUUUGACAUGUCUAGUGAAACUGCUUUUCGUUUUGAAAAUAAAGAUGAAAAAGUUGAUAUACCUUCAGUGAAUGUUGCAAGUUUAUUAGAUAAUUCAUCGGAUGAAAGCAGUUACAGAGUAAAUUUAUCAAAUGAUUUUCAUUUUAAAGAAAAGUAUGUAGAAAAUUCACAAGAAUCAGAAGUAUUUACUGAUUCAUCUAGUGUAGAGAAUUCUAGUGAAAAAUUAAUUGUAACAAAGAAAAUGCUUCUUUUAAAGCAUGAUGAUAAAACAAGUGCUUUGGAUAAAAUGGAGCAAUUAAAAAUUCAUGAUCAAAUGAAUUCAAUAUCAGAGGAGGAUUCAAAAAAGAGCUCUCAAAUUAUCAUAAAAGACAAAGAAACGUCCAUUCAAAAAUUAGACUACAGCCAAUUUAAAAAUGAAAAUAUAAAUAAAAUUUUAAAUCAUUCGCAUAUUGAGGAACAUUCUCAAGACAGCGAGGUUGAUAGAAAACAAGAUAUUGAAUAUGUUAAAUUGUCUAGUGGCAGUGAAAAUAGUAGCGACACUUUAUUAUCGGCAAAUAGUUAUAAAUUUCCAGAUGCGUGUACUGAGACUAAAAAUAUACAAAAUUUGAAUGAAGCUGAUAGGAAAGAUGAAUUUAGAUGUCGAAGUGAAAGUAAUGAUACAAGCACAGAAAGUGGGUCUAACAAUUCUGGAGUUCGUCGCAGUACUCGAAUUCGAACCAUAGGAUUAAUGAAACAAAGAUCACGUGGAAGAGGUUUAGUAACAAAGCCAAAUUUGGAUUCAUCGAGAACUGCUUUUCAACAAGAUCGGGACAAAACAAGUAGUAGUAAUUCUCCUGUAACUACAGAGUUAAAAGAUAUUUCAGAUAAUCUUUCAGAGACUCAAUCAGACAAAGAAAAUAGUAAUUGUAAAAUGACGCCAUCCAUUGACUCCCUAAUUUACCUGUCUGCGAAUAAUACGACUUCAGGUUACGAUUCGGAUUCUUCAAAACCUGUUAAAGUAAAAUCGCGUUGGCGUAGAUCAAGUGAAUUAGAAAUGGGUGGUACUAGUUCAUUUUCAGGAGCACGAAUCGAUACGAGCUUCAAAUUUUCUUCAGGAGUAAUUUCUGGUGCUGGUUCAAUGUUAAAUGAAGCCAAAACUGAAACUGAUGAAGAUACAUUGACAACUGAUGCACUUGUAAAAGUUGAAAAUACUGGUAUAGUAUCUCCAUCUAAUAUUGAAAGCAUACGUUCUUCUGAAUCUUACGAAACUAGAAGUAACACCACUUCACCUAUAACUACAGAAAUUCCAAAGACUAUAGGUGCUAAGAUUUCCUUACCAAUGGUUUUGGAAGUAAAAGACAGAGAAAUGGAAGAAAGAUUAAGUCAAUUUGAAAACCUCAAGGAGAAUCUCUAUCUUACUGAAAGGUUUACAAACAAAGAACACAAGAGAAUGGUGUGUGAUUGCUUCUUAACGGAGGAGGAAAUUGAACGAGGUGAAUUGGGUUGCGGAGAAGAUUGUCUCAAUAGGCUUCUUCUUAUAGAAUGUGGAUCUAGAUGCGUUGUAGGAAGCAGAUGUACAAAUAAAAGAUUUCAGAAUUGCGAUUACGCGAAAUGUGAAGUUUUUCGAACUGAAAAGAAAGGAUUUGGUCUUCGCGCUACCGCCGAUCUUGAAGCAGGUGAAUUCAUAAUGGAAUAUGUGGGAGAAGUUGUUGAUCCAAAAGAUUUUCGUAAAAGAACCAAGGAAUAUUCAAAAGAUAAAAAUAGACAUCAUUAUUUUAUGGCUUUAAAAUCUGAUCAAGUUAUUGAUGCAACUAUGAAAGGAAAUAUAUCUCGUUUUAUAAAUCAUAGUUGUGAUCCGAAUUCUGAAACUCAGAAGUGGACUGUAAACGGAGAACUGAGAAUUGGAUUUUUUAAUAAAAAAUUUAUAGCAAAUGGAGAAGAAAUUACUUUUGAUUACCACUUUCAACGUUAUGGGAAAGAAGCACAGAAAUGUUUCUGUGAAGCUCUAAACUGCCGGGGAUGGAUAGGAGAAACUCCUGAAGAAGAAAAAGAAAAGACAGAAAAGAAGGAAAAACGCGAAAAGGAUGUUACGAGAAAGAAGAAGGAAGAAAAGAAGCCUAUUGAUUUCAUGGAGGAUGAAGAUUUGGAAGAGGAAAUAGAUAAACUUUGUUCGGGUGGAUUAAAGAAUAGAAAUCAUACUUUAAAUUUAAGUCGUUUAAUGGUUCGCAGUAGGGAAUUGGAGCACAGAACACGUCUUUUGCGUGUUAUACAAAAUGGAGAGCAACCUUGUCGUAGAUUAUUUCUCGAUUAUCAUGGUUUGCGUUUAAUAUGGAGCUACAUGAUGGAUGUUGCCACAACAGAAACUGAACAAGUUCAACAAUUUAGAUUAGAAGUUUUAAAAACAUUAACUACACUGCCAAUUCCAAAUAAGACAAUGCUCAUGGAUAGUAAAGUUUAUAGUGUUGUUGAAAAAUGGGCAAAACAAUCGUUUUCAUCACCAAGUGGAGAAUCGCCAGAGGAUGAGCAAACAAAAGUAAAAGAAGAAGUAGAUUCUGAUAGUCCAAAUAAAUCAAAUGACUUGACUAACGUCAAAGAUGAAAAAGAAGGAGGAAAUGAACAAGCGAAUAACUUAAAACAGGAAAAGGAACAAGUACUUAUUACUGAACUUGCUACAAAUCUUAUAGCAGAUUGGUCUAAUUUGAAGGAGGUUUUCCGGAUACCAAAGAAAGAGAGGAUCGAACAAAUGAAAGAACACGAGAGAGAAGCAGAUCGCGGAUAUAAAGAAGAACUGGAAAAAGAGCAAAAAAGAGAGACGUAUGAAAGAAAGUUUCGUUUAUCACAUUCCAGAUAUCGUUCUGAUCGAUAUAAUCGAAGCGAAACUGAUAAGCGGGACAGAAGACGUGGUCGAGAGUCACCGGAUUUUGAAUAUAGCAGAUCCAAAGACAAAAGAUUAGACGAACGUUCUAAUUUGAUACCUGUGCCUCGAAUGACUAAAUAUGAACGUCGACAACUUUUUGCUCUAAAAGUUGCUAAAGAAGAGGAAGAAAAACAACGUCGUCAACAACAGGAAUUAUGGAAGGAGCAUGAAACACGAUGCUUGGCAUUAGGAAUGGAUCCACAUACAACUGCGGCUCUUGAUCCUCAAACUGGCUAUCCACUAUUUUUCAAUUCUGCAGUGGGACAGUGGCAACCUUAUCCCAUACAAGAUGGUAGUGAAUUGCAACAACAGAUGACUCCCGUUUACGUUGGAGGAUCCCAAAUGACCAGUACUUCGCAUCAAAAUAUUGUAACACCUCCUCUACAUGUGUUACAACCAGGAAUUUCUGUUGAUAUUUCACCAAGUUUGCAGGCUGCAAUGUAUCCAAUUAAUCAAACACCAACCUACAGUCAACAGACUACACAAUUUCCUCCACCUUUGUCCAUUCCUCCUCAACAGUUUCAGGAAAGUCCCCUUCAAAUUUCAAACAACCUAGUGCAAAUUCAUAACGGUACUUCAUCCAUUCCCGUUCAAGGUCAAUCUUUGUUCAUUGAAAAAUCAAUUGAAAAUUCUUUUCAAGUUGCUCAUGCAGUUGAAACACCAAAACCACCGUCACAACCUGAUAUACCACCUCCUUUAGAUCUUCCUCCAAAGUGGAAGUGGGCAAAAGAUGAACGCGGUAGAAUGUAUUAUUAUCAUGUUAAAGAAAGAAUAUCGCAGUGGUUACCACCUCCUCCUGAUCAUAUUGGUGUACAACCAGACUCAUCAACCUCUUCUGAUUCAAGUGAGGAAUCUAGCUCCUCCAAUGAAGAAGAAGAUGACGUUGAGGAAGAGAAUAAGAGUUCAGAUCGUUCUACUGAGGAUAUGGAAGUAGAUAGCGUACAGGACGCUUCAAUAGAAUCAAAACAAUCUCCUUCGAAAAAAUCGGAAGUAAAUAGCGUUGAAGUGAAGAAGAAGAGAGACGGACUAGUUCAGGAGAGGAUCAUCAGUCCACGAAGAGAAGAUGAUCGUGUAUAUAAUAAGAAAUAUAAAGAAAUGAAAGAAAAAAUACGACGCCAGAAAGAAAGAGCUCGACUGAAGGAUCAUAUUGAUAAAGUUAGAAAACAUCGACGUAGCAAUAAAUCCAAGACCCAUACACGACAUAGUAUUCGACUUCAAACUGUAGCAGAUGAUCCUUCACUUAGUGCAGAACGCAAAAUAAAGGAUGCCUUUAGAAUAAAUAUGGCCAAUGUGAUGGUCCACUUUCUUAAUCCGUAUAGAAAAAAUGACUGUAAACAAGGAAGAAUCACCAAUACCGAAGACUUUAAACAUUUAGCUCGAAAGCUAACACAUUUUGUGCUGGCCAAAGAGUUAAAGCAUUGUAAAAGUGUGGAUGAGUUGCAGUGUAAUGAUAAUGUUAAACAUAAAGCGAAAGAUUUUGUACGUAAGUAUAUGAGCAAAUUUGGAGCAGUGUAUCAGAAGAGUACAGACGAUGAUUAAAUGGCAGAUAUUGUGAUGUAAUUUUAUUAUUUAUUUUGCGGUCAUUUUAUAUUUAUUUUUCACACUAUUUUGAUUCACGUGUGUUUCGAUACUUUUUCGAAUUUAGGUAAUUAUUAAAUGAAGUACAUUUUUAUUACUUGAAUGAAAUACAAGCUAAAUGACUGUUAAUAGUCUGAUUUUUUUAAUUUAAUCGCAUUUUGUACAAAUGUAAACUCAUUUAAUGUCUGAUUGUCAACGUCAUUUUUAUUUUGUAAAUUACCGUGUAUUUUACUGAUAAUUAUUAUUAUUUUAGCUUGCAUAUAUACUAACGUACUAUUAUUUUCUUUAAUUGUGAAAGAUUAAUUGAAAUAGGUGUCAACAUUAUCCGUGUACAUACUGAAUAUUUACCAUAUAUAAAUUGAUUUAAAUUUAA
Molecule: messenger RNA, 6313 nt
Organism: Leptopilina boulardi
Lineage: Eukaryota; Metazoa; Arthropoda; Insecta; Hymenoptera; Figitidae
Gene: Set2
Product: histone-lysine N-methyltransferase SETD2
Exons: 14
Coding region: 628-5901 (1757 amino acids)
Biological process (GO): regulation of DNA-templated transcription
Cellular component (GO): nucleus; chromosome
Molecular function (GO): histone H3K36 methyltransferase activity; protein binding
Source: RefSeq, a predicted model, not a curated record